AGGCUACCCAAGCUGGGAGCUGGGGUGUACUCUCUACGAGAUCCGGAGCCAGCUACCGCUUUUCUGCAUGAUAAUUACCCGCGAUAAGAUUCCGAUGAAAACCGACAGCCAGGCCAGCCAGAACCUAGGGAAGGGGACAGAGCGAGGUAAAGCAAGACAAGCGGCGGGGCACGGGUAGACUUCUACGUGCCCCAGAUCCUCCAUCAAAGAACAAUAACACGGACGGGAAAAUGGAGAUAGAAAGCAAGGAGAGAUCUCAGACAUGAAUGGCAAUCAACAAUGCAGGCAGCCGUCCAAAUCCUAGGAAUCGGCUCCGAGAUUUGAUUACGGACCAGGUCUGCCUUCGGAUAGGUGCUUUGAGGAGAUGGGCCAUGGUACCUGGAAAUGACGGCGAAGCGGGAGUGUCGCGAGAGCUGCCCGAAAGGCGAAGACAUCUCAGACGAUUGCGGCGUUUGUGUGAUUUCCCAUUCUGGUCAUGGCUAGGUGCGAGGUAGGUGGUACCCACGCAAUGGAUGACUCCAGCGUUACUACUCGAGGCAGGCGCGUCUGGAGGCGGCCCGGCUAUCUCCCACGACGGGCCAUGAAAUGUCGGCGUCGGCCAAGCCAAGAGCACACGCGCACCCGGGGCUUGCUGGCAGGUACAGCCGUGUCUUGGGUGCUCCCAUCAUGACCAGACCCCAUCGCCACUGCCACGCUUCACAGGCAAACAACAGCCUAGCUCGGCGGGCCACAUCCAGUCGCCCGGUGAUACAGGCAGACCAGACACUGCCCUCGCCCAGACCAGGUCUUACAGGUGCUCUGCUGCUGCCUUCUUCUUGUUUGUUGUUUGACGAGUACCCGCGUCUACAAGAGCCGACACAUUCUUUGCCCUUGCAGGCGACACCACGGAGCACUCGUUGGACAAGACUAGUGGCAGCAGAAGCCGAAGCCUCGACGGUAUUGCCUCGCCGUUCCCGACCACCUUGUACCGCUUACCUGGAGCUGUCGUCUCUCGCGGUGCUGCAGGACUGCUAGCCUUAUUACCCUCCGGCUCCCUCCAGCCACGGCAUAUCCUUGACACCAACCACGACUGGCUGGAGCAUUGAGGGUCAUCAGCGCGAGUAUUUGAGAUUCCUCUACCCUGAGGCCAUACCAGCCAGCUCACUCACUUGCUCACUCACUCCGCCACCGGCCGACACACCAGGAUGAGUCAUCUCACACGGAGCAUCCUCCUGUCCGCCAUUUACAUCGGCAGCCUGGUUCUCCCGGCGGCGACAAGCCCUCACCAUGCUACCGGCUACGACUAUGGGUUCGACACAGCCCCCUUGGUCAAGCGGCAGGACCCCCAGGAACUGUUCGUGGUGAAGGGAGCAGGCAGGCCAAACAGCACCGUCAUGCCUCUCCGCCCCGAGAUCCGGAAUCUGGAAAAGGACAAAGAGAAGUGGACGCUCUACAUUCUGGGUCUUAGCAUGAUGGCAUUCAAGGACCAGGAUGACCCGCUCUCGUGGUACUCGAUCGCUGGGAUUCACGGCGUCCCCUUCAUGCCCUGGAACGGCGUCAAGCCGGCACCGGGGAGCGAGAACACAGGAUAUUGCACUCACGAGUCUAUCCUCUUCCCCACCUGGCAUCGACCCUACCUUGCCUUGUACGAGCAAAUCCUCUACGACGACAUUCAAAGCAUAGCCUCCUGGUUCAAGGACGACGGCACGAGGAAGCGGUUCCAGGCUGCCGCCGCCGAUUUCCGCAUCCCUUAUUGGGACUGGGCAAGCAACCCGCCUAGCGGCGAGAGCCUGCUACCCCUCUCCGUCGGCGGCAGCCCCUGGAUCGAUGUCGCAGGUCCCAACGGGGUACAGCGCAUCUCGAACCCCCUGUACAUGUACUCGUUCCGCCCGCUCAAUGCGUCGGCCUUCUGGAUGGCGCCGUGGGAUUUCUGGGGCGCGACGCUGAGGUCUCCGAGCAGCAAUACCCCUCAAGCGCUGUCCAACAACACCAAGGUUGCCAUGGCGCUCGACCAGAACCACGCCACGAUACAGCAGCGCGUGUAUGCGCUCUUCUCGAGCUACGGCAACUACUCUGCCUUCAGCAACGAGGCGUGGUACUCCAAGGGCGACAUCAAGCACGACUCGAUCGAGUCGGUCCACGACGCCAUCCACUCGCUCGGGGGGCUAGGCGGGCACAUGACCUACAUACCUUUCUCGUCCUUCGACCCCCUGUUCUGGCUACACCACACCAACCUCGACCGCCUCUUCGCCAUGUGGCAGACCAUCCACCCGGAGUCGUGGAUCACCCCGCAACCUGCGCGGAUGGCGUCGUACACGACGCUGGCCGGCCAGAUGGUGGACUCCAACACAGCUCUCACUCCCUUCUACGCCACCGAUAACGGCCUGUUUUGGGACUCGAACAUGGUCCGGGACCCGACAAUCUUCAACUACAACUACGCCGACACGGUAGGGCAGAUAUUCAAGCUUCUACCGGGGUCACAGCCGCCCGGAGCCUCGGCCCAGGGGCGGGUCAAGGCGGCCAUCAACAAGCUGUACGGGGACUCGAGCCCGGCUCGCCUCAGGUUCUCAGCUCCCCGGAGCAGGAGGGAAGCGGCGCGCCCGCGCGCGGCAACGGUGCCAGCACCAAAAGCCAAUGCCUGGUGGGACUCUGACUCCCCAGACCCGUCACCAGGGACGGUCCUCAGGGGCGGCAAGGCCUACCGCGACUGGGUCAUCAACGUCCGGGCCGAGAAGCAGGCUCUCGGGGGAACCUACUUCAUCCACGUCUUUGGCGGAGACCCGCCGGCCGACGCCGACCUGUGGGUGUCGGCUCAGAACCUCGUCGGCACCCUGAGCAUCUUUGCCUCGCCCGUCAUGGAUGGAGGCCGACAAACUAGCAACCUGGUCUCGGGCACGAUACCCCUGACGUCGUUCCUGACGAGCAGGGUCGUCGCGGGCGAGCUCAGCAGCCUUGAGGUAGCGGCCGCCGAGCCCUAUCUGAGGGGCAAGAUGCGCUACCGCGUCAUUCUCGCCAGCGGCGCUGCCGUAGACCCUUCGGCCGUCGCGGGUCUUUACAUGGGCGUCGCCAGCUCCGAAGUCCAGGCACCGGCUUCCGAGUUCGACUUGCCGAGGUGGGGAGAGCCCAUCCAGCAUUUUGAUCUGAGCUUGAGUGACGGCUAGGGGUUUAGCCUGGAGCGGCUUCCCUGUUGUGGCUGUGGACUGCGUCAUCCCGAAUUUUACUUUCCCCCAUUUUGUUGCUUUUGGUGAGACACCAGAUGAUAUCUAUCUACUGUACUUUGUCAAUGGCCCAGCAACCCCUGGCAGGGGCUUUUCGUAUUUGAUGAUGGUACCUAGCUUUGAAUGGAGGGUUUCAGUUCCGAGUCUUGGUCGGAUCGAAGGGAUGUGUCUGCAGGGAGCCAACAACCUGCGCGGGUACCUGCUGUGCUAGCUUUGCGAGACACUGGGGAGACAGAUGGGUGAUCAUUCUUUCGGGUGCGAGACCUUGAUGGCAUGCCAGAUGGAAGAUAGAUUGUCGAGAAGUAAUAUUGAAGUGUUCUCUCCUGCAGGGUCUUGAGCUAUCUAAACUCAUUCCAGUCCCCACCGAUGCUCUCGGGAAUGACCUUUUCUUUUCUUCGGGAAAAGUUAUCACUACGGCUUGGUGUAUCGUUUCGCCACUACAAGUCUAGCCAUAAUGGAGGGGGCCCAAGACUUGACGCAGGGAGGCAUCAUCAACAAUCCGGGAGGGGUUUAAAACCCUCCAGCCACGCAUCCGCCCACGUCGUCCGUCAGUCAGUCAUUCAUUAUUAAAUAGCUAAAUCCAAACCAUAUAAGUUGUGCGUAUGUACCAAUGUGUCUGAUUCUGACCCCACGACACAAACAUUCCCCGAAAAUGGUAUGACCCUGAUCUAUAAGAUUGUAACGAGUGA
Messenger RNA from Gaeumannomyces tritici R3-111a-1, 3886 nucleotides. RefSeq names its product tyrosinase. Bases 1185 to 3140 code for a protein of 651 amino acids. Gene Ontology annotation, molecular function: oxidoreductase activity. NCBI's taxonomy places the organism in Eukaryota, Fungi, Ascomycota, Sordariomycetes, Magnaporthales, Magnaporthaceae. The record is from RefSeq and is a predicted model, not a curated record. The transcript is spliced from 4 exons.